This is a messenger RNA of Fusarium proliferatum ET1, 435 nucleotides long. RefSeq lists its product as uncharacterized. The coding region runs from base 1 to 435 and encodes 144 amino acids. The transcript has 2 exons. NCBI's taxonomy places the organism in Eukaryota, Fungi, Ascomycota, Sordariomycetes, Hypocreales, Nectriaceae. The record is from RefSeq and is a predicted model, not a curated record.
AUGAUUGAUACUCAAUCACUUCCCCAGAUUCAGGACGAGCCUACGGAAUUAAGCUUCGUAGGCUCGGACAAUUCGCUCAGCUUCUCUCCCACAGACUUCGAGGCCUUGUCCGCAGUGACAUACUCUCAGGAUGUGGAUCAGAACCUCAUAGACUCAUGGCCGAACGAGAUCGUUUCUCUUGGCCCUUUGAUGGAUCAAGAGGAUGUCCUUGGCUUGGCUAUGAACUCCGUAACUCCAGCUGUGGACGACUUCUCUGGCCUUGACUUCGCAGCGCCGAUUAUCGGGAUGAAUUCGCAUCUCAGCGACGUCGAAGCAGCUCCCUUUGACCUUCCAUCCUCGCCUGUAUCUCUUCUAGAUCUUCCUGAAUCCGCAUAUGAGGUGAUUCCAGGGUAUGUAUCGCUCUCUGGCUCCCCAGACCCCACAUCCACUCUAUAG